AUGGUGCCAAAGGUCAAGAAAAACGCUGAUGGUUCGCGUCGACGCGUGAAAGCCAGCGACUUUGAUGAAAUCUCGAAAGAGAUUCUCAUAACUGCUUGCUCCAUUUAUCGGUGUCUCAUCGUCACACAGGCACCUUUUCCGGAUUCCGUUGCAGCUGAGACAAAACUGGCGAAAGAGGCCUGGCGCGAGGCAUGUCAACUCAAAGGUGUUGACGUCAAACUGACCCCUUCGGCGGUGAACAUGCUGUUGAAACGCACUUCACACAUGCGAGGCGAACUCAAGACGAAGAUGCAUCCGCUCACGGCUUCAUUUCACGGCUUCCGCUCAAGUAAUUCUAUGGAGGUGAUAAGGUCAAACCAAGAUCUCGCAGAGAGAUUGAAAAUUGGCUCGAUCUUUGUUUUCAAGGACCCGUCAUCGAAGUCAGGCAUCUACAAGACCAAGUUGCUUCAACAGGGUAUCAACAGCAUGUGGUUCUUGAACCGAAGUGACGAGGGUGUCAUCUACCACAAAUACUUCGACCCCAUCCCUAUCAAAACUAUUGCGCUCGUGCUUACGGCUAUAGAAUGUUGUGUUGAUGAGUGGUCACAAGGCAUCAAAGAGGACAUCAAGUUCACAUCUGCUGGUUAUGGGACCGUCUACAACCACCAUUUCAGCUCACUGCAACGCUUUGAUGAGCGCACUGCGCCUUACAAACUCCUCUCAAAAAUUCGUAUCAAUCUGCAUGAUACAGCGCGGUAUGUUGGACUUUUAUCUCACUGA
Messenger RNA from Suillus subalutaceus, 759 nucleotides. RefSeq lists its product as uncharacterized. NCBI's taxonomy places the organism in Eukaryota, Fungi, Basidiomycota, Agaricomycetes, Boletales, Suillaceae. The record is from RefSeq and is a predicted model, not a curated record. Bases 1 to 759 code for a protein of 252 amino acids. The transcript has 4 exons.